Cladophialophora bantiana CBS 173.52 is the source of this 1461-nucleotide messenger RNA. RefSeq lists its product as uncharacterized. The coding region runs from base 1 to 1461 and encodes 486 amino acids. The transcript is spliced from 2 exons. The record is from RefSeq and is a predicted model, not a curated record. Lineage: Eukaryota; Fungi; Ascomycota; Eurotiomycetes; Chaetothyriales; Herpotrichiellaceae.
AUGCGUAAAGGACUAGAAGGGUCAAAUGCGAUGAGAAAAAGCCAGCGUGCGCGAGGUGUACUACUUCGGGACGAGUUUGUGAGGGAUACUCUGCUCCUGAUAUCAGACGGGUUCCACGGCGCAGACGAGGAUCGCUGCUUUUUCCAAACUUUCAGAUCUGCCACCGAAGUCAGCGGAGCCUUGCACGUAUGCGACUUUCUGCCCUUUUGGAAUCGGGUUGCACCUCAGCUCGGCCAUCAUGAUGAUGCCAUCAAAUAUGCACUCGUGGCACUAGGAGCUACAUACCAUCUGCACAAAACGACUGGAGGACGUGGCAUGGACACACAAGACACAUUCAUUUUGCGCCGAUACGGCAAGGCUCUCUCCGAACUACAAUGUCGCAUCGCUUCUCAAGCACCCGAAAGUGCCUAUGUGGCGCUGAUCUGCUGUCUCAUCUUUAUCUGUCUUGAGAAUCUACGUCUCAAUCACAAGAACGCGAGGGCUCAUCUCAGAAAUGGAAUUUACAUCAUAGAUACUACCGUUAAUCUCCAACAGCUUUUUUAUCCAGACGGGAAGCAGGCUCUCGAGCGAUGCGAACAAGGCCGGAUCUCCCUGCUUUCGGACGCGGAGAUGCGGGGUGUAAUCAACUAUUUUCGCCAUGCAGAGAUUUGUGAGCGGCUCUAUUCACAUGACGCGCCUCUGACACUCGCGACUCGGCUACGGUCCAAGACAAGUUCUUAUGGUGACAGCGAAACGCUCCCUGAAGGAUUCAAGACCCUGUUCGAAGGGUAUCAAGCCAGGGUGGAACUGAACAGCGAUGUGAUGGCCUUGGACUGGGAAAUCAAUGGCCCGCAGGCUGUCACCUCAUCAGUUUGGACUCAACCAAGAAUCAAGCGGGAGCACGAAAGUCUCCGGCAGAGGUCUCAUCUGGUGAGCCAAAGAUACAUGCUCUUCCUCAUGAGCAAGCACGCUCCGGAAAGCGGCUCACGCGAGUAUGCCAGUGCAUGUUUAGACAUGGUGAUCAUCAAGUCCAUGCAGGCGGUGAUCGAGUUGAUGGAUCUACGCGACAAUAUUGAUGUCCGGGACACCCCCUUCUUCCGCGACGUAAUUUUAGGCGGGAUGAUACACUUUGCUGAAUUGCUGCACGAGGCCAUGAACACUGGGAGACACGAAGUCCUCUCCACUCUAGACCUCACGGUUGAGUCCAGUAUCCUCGGUCCGAUCUACCUUGCAUACGUCCAUUCCACGGAUCUUCAGCAGAAGUCGAGGGCACGCAAGAUCCUCAUCGAGACGAGAUCGCGAGGAGGAAAGUGGGACCCGCGGUCCCUGAAAACAAUCGUCGAGAUGAGCAAGGGACCAAAGCACCAGCGGCAUGAACCACGGGGGAGCAUGUUUAUGGCGUUAGGAAGGUCGAGCGGCGACCAGGACUACUAUGGCUUAUUUUCGAGGUUCUGCGACGUGGUCGGGUCGCCGGUAUGGUAG